AUGCUGUCUGCUAUGAUACCUAAAUUUCGAUACUAUUAAAGAUUAAAAUAACAUAUGGUAAUAGAUCUGCUAUACUAAAUUAGGAAAUAAAUCAAAAUAUUAGAAAAGAAAAUGUUGAUAUUUAGAGAACAUAUCACAAAUAUUAAAAACCUUUAUGGGCUAAAAUGAAAUAAAAAGUAGAGGAUAAUAAAAAUAGAAUCUAUUUAUUUUGUGGAUUGAUAUUUCUUUGUUAAUUAAAGUUUGCUUAUGAAAGUAGAUAAUUUUAAAAGAGUCUUAGUUUAUCUUGCAAGAAUUCCUUACAGAAGAAUAUUAUUCAAAAAAUUUAAAUCCUUUUUCUUAGGAUUAGAAAGUGUCUAUCCUAAACCAAUAGUAGAAUAGGUUUUUAAUAAUGAAGUAUCAAAAUCAAAUAAUAUUUGAGUUACCAUAACAAUUAAUAUAGAAAUUUAUACAAUUUGAUGAUCAAUUACCAAUGGGAGUUACUAAGAAAUUUAUUAUACGUUGUCUUACUGAGUGUUAAGUGAACUUAUCUAAGGAAUAGAAAAGAGAAUUCUAUUAAAAACAUGGUUUUUUAUAUGGAGUAAAUUUGAAUAUUAUAUUAGAUAUAUUCAAAAAAUAGUGGAAUUAAUUUAAAGGAACUUAACUAUUUUUUAAAGAAUCUUAAUGUAGAUCCAUAAAAGUUAAUUAAUGUAUUUGAUACAUUAAAAGAUUAGGUAAAAUUAAAUAGUUAUUAUAUAAAAAUUAUAGGAGAUUCAAUAUUAAAAUAGAGUUUUGGAGAAGAUGAAACAAAAGUAACCAUAAUAUAGUUGCAAUACACCUGAUGCAAUUACAAGGAGAAUUUAACCCUAUUUUGAUACAAUAUGAAUGUGUUAUUAAU
Messenger RNA from Paramecium primaurelia, 874 nucleotides. Lineage: Eukaryota; Ciliophora; Oligohymenophorea; Peniculida; Parameciidae. The record is from the annotation of a GenBank genome assembly.